Striga asiatica is the source of this 543-nucleotide messenger RNA. The record is from the annotation of a GenBank genome assembly. NCBI's taxonomy places the organism in Eukaryota, Viridiplantae, Streptophyta, Magnoliopsida, Lamiales, Orobanchaceae.
AUGUCUGAUGAACUCUGGCGAUGUCUCGACUGGAGAUUCACAGCCAGAAUCGCGGGGAAGCGGGGCGGCAGCGGGAGACGCGACUGGCGACCCGGACCGGCGCACUUUAAGCUUGGCUGCGGAGGAUGGAUGUGGCUGAGGUGGAAUGGCGGGCAACUGGUGGCUGGCAGCGGGAGACGGACGAUCGGCGACGGGCGGGGUGGAUGCCGGAGGUCGAAAGCUCUGUACCACAUAGUUAUCCAAGGACUGUUUCUGUUGCAACAAAUGGAAUUUAUUGAUGCACAAAUAGACACAACCCUGACGGGGGGCACCAAGUAUUGGAUACCCCAAUGUGAUGACGCAAUUCGACCUCACAUUGGACAACGAUUUAAGGGGUUAAGCGAAGCAAAUGAUUUCUACCGGAUCUACGCUUCUACGGUUGGUUUUGACGUUAGACAAAGCACCCUGGUGAAAUCAAGAGAUAAUACGACAGUGCUUUGGAAAUACUUGGUGUGCUCACGUGAAGGUUACAGAAUCACUCAAACACAGGCCAACUGGUGCUAA